AUGGCCACACAGGAGACAGACCAAGAAGAUGUCUCGCAAUCGGUCCUACCUGUUCUGAAAGAUCUCACAGACCGCGCCAAAACACUUCUCUCGGAACUGGAGACUUUCCGGGCACACUUGCGAACGAUUCGUCAGGAAGGCCAGGUCGAAAUCGCGUCGUUCAGAAGUACCGUACAGUCGGAGCUCGGCAUGCUAGAGCGGCUUUCCAGCAAGCCUGACAAUGCGUCAACGAGCCAUAUCGCAAGAUCAUCCAAUCUGCCGUUUUUGGAGACUGUCUGGAACGAGGCAAAGAAGUCAAAGCGGGUGGCAGCCUUGCAGAAACGAGUCUACUAUAACUCGCCGAGCAAGUCUUUAUCACAGGCCAUGACCAUGCGUCAUGUCACUCGUCAAAAGCCGAACAAAGAAGGCAUGAAGAACGCAGCUGUUCCAGUCGACGCUAUCACCGACUCAGGGCUCACGUGGCUCAAGGUAUCUCUUGUUACCAACACAAGACUACUGUUCGAUCUGGCCAAGCAAGGCUGGCAGUCAGGGGGCUCAGAGGACGAAGAGGGCCCUGCUUUUCCUUCAGAAGACGAUGACGACGACGAUAUCCCUCUCGUGAAGAGCGCCAAGGAGAUUUGCUACGCUGCUCAGUCCUUCCGUAUAAGGACCAGGACACCUGUCGUCCACCUGAUUUUGCCUCGAGUGCAGCCCGGAGAGACGGAUGAGGUGGAUGGGAUUCUAGAUCAGUGCCGAGCAGCUGGAGCAUUGGUCUUUUGUGGCGAAGAUCUGAAACCAAGUGUACCGAUUGACCAGGCACUUGAUGUGAUGGCCUCUAACCCGAUCUCGACCUUUUCAGAAACGGUCAACAUCGAUUGCACUAUUCUCCUCGCCUUGGUGUCGGAGUUCUCUCACGCACGAGUGUCAAAAGAGCCCUGGUUCCACAGAGCGUUGCAACGUCAAGUGGAAAUCGAGGGAAACGAGAACCUUCUACCGUCCUUGCUGUAUCCUGCUCUGGCGAAUCAUCCGAUGGUGUGCACCUCAAAAGCAGCCAAACGUAUGAGCGAAAUUGUGGAAACGAUAGGAACUCCUUCUGAGAAGGCUCGCACAGCCAUCCUCCUUGCCGACGAGAAAUUAAAAUCUCAUCACGAACUUGUGCAAGAGAUGCAGGCCUGGUCGGCAUAUGAGGUGCCGGACUCCUGGCGACUUCCGAUUCGAAUUCUGGACCAGGAUGAAGAGACGGCGAUGUACCCGAAUCUGCCACCUGCAGCUACUGCGGCCAGCGAGAGUAUGACAUCCAUCAAUAAAUCUGUCUUUCUCUAUGGCUGGGCUACCGGUGUUACUACGAUAACUAGCAAUCGGACGGUCGUGAAGCAGCUCGAAAGUGACUUGGAUAAGCAUGAAAGCUUAGACGAUGCUACCUGGCCAAGUAUAUGGCUCUGUCCAACUGCACGUUCACUUGUAGGCAAAGAGAAGAGAGGAGUAAAGAAGGAACACAACAAGAAGGAUGGCGUCUACUCUUUACCCGACCCUCUGAGACGAGAAGCGCAAAGACGCAAUGGACUUGACGUACUUUCUGCGAGAGAAGGACGUGAAGUCGUCGACCUGCGACCAGACGGAUACCCUUGUGAAGAGGUCCUGGAAGCUAAGAAUGCCGCAAGGCAGGCAUCCUCGGCACCUCUUGAGGCCAGAGAAAAGUAA
This is a messenger RNA of Lecanosticta acicola, 1680 nucleotides long. NCBI's taxonomy places the organism in Eukaryota, Fungi, Ascomycota, Dothideomycetes, Mycosphaerellales, Mycosphaerellaceae. The record is from the annotation of a GenBank genome assembly.